UCGCUUACCAAAAAUCAGUAUAGCAGAACUCCAUAACACAUUUGUAUUAAAUCUCACAUGCAAAGAAAGAAAAAGUAAAAUGUGAAUGGCAUCAAAAAAUAUUUACUCCCCUUACUGGAUUUCCCCCCUACUGCUGCUAUGGGCAGACCCAGGCCAGCUUCCAAGCAUCCACACAGCCAGUUGCUCAGAUCCACCUGCUCGGUGGGACUGGGGACGGAAUAGGAAGAUCGAAUGCAAGAGAAGUCAUGUGUCAAGAUAAAGACAGUUUUAACAGGUGAAGGAAAGGAAAAAAAACACCAAACCAAGUGACGCAUAGGUGGUCUCCCACUACCUCCCGCAAGCACAGUGAUGUCCAGCAAGUCUUUGAGCAGCAACCACCUUGGAAGACACCCCCACCCCUCCACCAUUUUUCAUCUCCUCCCAAUCUUGAUUGCCGAGUGUGGUAUGGGAUAUGUCUGUGGUCAGUUAGGGGCUGUUGUCCUGUCUCUGUUCCUUCCCAACUUCUUGUCCACCUCUAACUUACAUGCUGGGGACAGGCCAGACAGGGCAAUGAAGAAAGCCUCAAUUUUGUGCAAGCAGUGUCCAGGAAUAGACAAAUUACUAGUGUGUUAUCAAUAUUGUUUUAGCCAAAAUCCAAGACACAGCACCAUAUUGGUGGCUAGUUAAUUUCAUCCCAGCCAGGCCCAGUACAAUUGCUCAUGUAUAAUUUAAAGCCAUGCACUAUUGAUGAUUUUUUUCACCAAUUUGAGAUUUCUUAAGAAACAGUUCAUAGUUCAAUAAUGACUUUCAAAAAGCUAUUUCCUGCAGAUUAUGCUCUGUUCACACUUGGAUGUUGGUUGGAAAAGACCUGUGACAUCAAAACACAUCCAAGAAUUAGGUUUUCCAAGUUCUUCUCUUUUCCCUAACGUGUAGGCAGUGCAAAUAAGAAGCACAUUCCCACUACAGCAACCACCAGAAGUCUCACUGACACAGACCAAACACAGAGACAUUUUUAACUGGUAUGAAAUAGGAAAGUACAAAAGCACUUUGUCAGCUCUACUAACUAUAAGGGGUGUAUGGUCCAUUUUGCAACAAGGAAAGAGAGACAGUGUUUCACCAUUGGAAAUAACGCCUGUAUCCCACAUUAGUGCUAACACUGAUUUAUUAUGGGGAAGAAGGAAGUGGACUUUUCAUCCCACUAGCACUGCCCAUCACGAGGCAUGAUGCCAUGUCACACAGCAGAGUCACACACAGUUAAAGGAGACCUGCCCACUCAGGCCCCAGCCGAGGCUCCUCGUGGCACUCAUCAGCUCUGUCUGACCCACAGCAGGAGCAGCUCAUCCCUGGACAGUCCUUGUCAAAGGACAAUUGUCACCUUUUGGCUGUGUAAGGUCAUCUGCAGCAGGAAUUAACUCCCUGUCACACAGGUUAUUGAGGAGGUCUUGAAGAAAGACCUAACUUCUGCUCAGUGUCUGGGCAGAACUGUCUCCUCCACACUUGGAGUUGCUACAAAAAGUAUUUUCGAAUGAAAUAUGGAGGGACUUUUUAAAGUGAAAUACAACAGGAAGGGGAGAUACUGUGCUGCGGUAGGCCCCUGUGUUGCUCCAAAAGGAAACUUUGUAAGAGUCAUUUUCUCACCGAAGUACACAGAAGUACGGAAAGAUGCAGAACUUCAGUAUUCACCGCAAGUGCACAUACUCCUUUUCUCCUUAGGAGAAGCCCACAUCUCAUACACUUCGAUCCUCCAUCCCAACCGCGGUGCCGAGCCGCCUGCGUGUCCGCUUUACAAAGCCAGCCGCCUGCCAGGCGACGCCGCUGGCACAGGGGCCCAAAUCACAGGGUACCAAGGAGACUCAAAUCGCGGGGUACCAAGGAGAUCCAGACCACAGGGUGCCGCGGAGCCCCGCAUCAGGAGCGAGGAGGCCGGGGGCACGGCGGCUGCGCCCGCCGAGGAGGAGGGAGUGCGCGGCGACACCCCGUUGAGGAAGUGGCCGCGGCGGCGAGAGGAAAGGGGGAAGCGGCGGCACCCACGGCGCUACGCGCGGGUCCAGCCCCGCUCCCGGCCGCGCCGCGUCCCGGCACGGCACGGCACGGCACGGCACGGCACGGCACGGCACGGCACGGCACGGCACGGCUCUGCGGAGCCGCCCGGCCCAGGGCUGCCUCCCCGCCGGCUCUCUCCCGGCGGCAGCGGGCGGCGGGCGGCGGCGAAGCGCGGGGCCGAGCGACCCGCGGUCAGCGCUCUGUUUUGUAGGCCUGCAGUAGCUCUGCAGCUUUGAUGUCUCCCUUCUUUGGGAAGGUGGAAGAAGACCAGAAGAUCUGCACAACAUGUGAUUUUUCCUGACUGUGUCCUGUCUAGUUUUCUAUACUGGAUACAGAAUACUAAGUUUCCUACUUGGGAAAGACAAAGCAUGGCUUCCAACACAGCGAACCCUGCCAACCAUUUGCCAUACUUCUUUGGCAAUAUUACACGUGAAGAAGCUGAGGUGUAUCUGAUGCAAGGAGGAAUGAGUGAUGGACUAUACUUGCUCCGGCAAAGCCGGAAUUACCUGGGGGGCUUUGCCUUAUCCUUGGCCCAUGGAAGGAAGGCUCAUCAUUAUACAAUUGAGAGGGAGCUGAGUGGCUCAUAUGCUAUUGCAGGAGGCAAGUCGCAUGCCAGUCCUGCUGAACUCAUUAACUAUCACUCAGAGGAAGCAGAUGGCCUUGUCUGCCUACUGAGAAAACCUUUCAACCGACCACCAGGCGUUGAACCCAAAACAGGACCCUUUGAAGAUUUAAAAGAGAACCUCAUCAGAGAGUAUGUUAAACAAACUUGGAAUUUGCAGGGGCAUGCUCUUGAACAAGCUAUCAUUAGUCAAAAGCCUCAGCUGGAGAAGUUGAUUGCCACUACAGCCCAUGAGAAGAUGCCGUGGUUCCACGGGAGGAUCUCACGGGAAGAGUCAGAACACCGUAUCCUCAUUGGGUCAAGAAACAAUGGGAAAUUUCUUAUCCGAGAAAGGGACAACAAUGGCUCCUAUGCCCUGUGUGUACUGAGUGAUGGAAAAGUGCUGCAUUACCGUAUCGACAGAGAUAAGACAGGAAAGCUCUCCAUACCAGAUGGAAAAAGAUUUGACACCCUCUGGCAGUUAGUUGAGCAUUAUUCAUACAAACCAGAUGGAUUAUUAAGGGUUCUUACCAUUCCCUGUCCACAACUGGGCUCAGAAAAUGAUACUGUUAUUUUUAACACUUGUCCUCCUCUUCCUGGGACUCCUUCUAAGAGUUGGGCAGGAGGUGGAAUUAUCUCAAGACUCAAAUCGUACACCUUUCCAAAGGCUGGCAGCAAAAAGCUUCAACCAACUAUUGGCCACCUGCCUGAUGAAGCACCUUUUAAUCCUUAUGUGCUGCAAAGGAAGAGAGGUCUUACAGGGGCAGAAAAAGGUGAUCAGAGGGAGGCCUUACCGAUGGAUACUGAGGUCUAUGAAAGUCCAUAUGCUGAUCCAGAUGAAAUGAAACCAAAAAAUGUCACUCUUGACAGAAAAUUGUUAACCUUGGAGGAAGGAGAACUUGGCUCUGGCAACUUUGGUACUGUAAAGAAAGGGUUCUAUAAGAUGAAAAAGGGUGCCAAGCCAGUGGCUGUAAAAAUUCUUAAGAAUGAGAGUAAUGAUCCAGCCAUAAAGGAUGAAUUACUGAGAGAAGCAAAUGUAAUGCAGCAACUGGAUAACCCAUAUAUUGUCCGGAUGAUAGGCAUAUGUGAAGCUGAGGCCUGGAUGUUAGUAAUGGAAAUGGCUGAACUUGGACCACUGAAUAAAUUUUUGCAAAAAAAUAGACAUGUCACGGAGAAGAAUAUAACAGAGCUGGUACAUCAGGUUUCCAUGGGGAUGAAAUACCUGGAGGAGAAUAACUUUGUUCAUAGGGAUCUGGCUGCAAGGAACGUGCUAUUAGUCACCCAACAUUAUGCCAAAAUUAGUGACUUUGGACUUUCUAAAGCUCUUAGUGCUGAUGAAAAUUAUUAUAAGGCACAAAGUCAUGGAAAAUGGCCAGUCAAGUGGUACGCUCCAGAAUGCAUGAAUUUCUACAAAUUUUCUAGCAAAAGUGAUGUCUGGAGCUUUGGGGUUUUAAUGUGGGAAGCUUUCUCUUAUGGGCAAAAACCAUAUAAGGGAAUGAAAGGUGGUGAAGUUGCACAGAUGAUUGAAAGAGGAGAACGAAUGGAACGUCCUGAAGUUUGUCCCACAGAAGUCUAUGAUCUGAUGAAGUUGUGUUGGACAUACAAUGUUGAUGACCGACCAGGAUUUGUUGCAGUCGAGCUGAGAUUACGUAACUACUAUUAUGACAUUUCCCACUAACAGCAUGAAGGACAGCAGCUUCCUUACCUCCAUCCAGCACCCUCUGAGAAGCAGUUCAGUUUCUGAAGCCAAACAAUUUUGAUUUUUGUACUACCACUUUUUCCCUGAAAAGCUCAGAGCUAAUCUCUGCGUCUGUAGGGUUGCCUUUUCUUGCCUUCUGCACAAUAUCCAGCCACAAAAUAGAGUGUUGAAAGUGGAGAGGCCACAAAGCGAGCAGCAAGGACGUCAAAACAGAUGCCAUUUAAUUUUAUUUACAGCUUUAUUGGCAUUAUAUUUUUCAGUAAUGUAAAACCCAUUUAAUGCAUUUCAGCCCUCUUCCUCUCUUGUAUUUGGAUGCAGAUUGGAGUUUAGAUUCUUGUUAUUAAUAUUCUUAGCCCUAGAAUGCAUUAAGAGUUGUUCCAGCCUUCCCCCUCCCCAAGGAAGGAUAGCAUAAACAUUUCUCACUGUGAAGGAAAUUCACUGUGAAAAUAUGUUAGUCGCAUUGACUGACAGAAUGUUUUAUUUUAUCCCCAAGCCCCUUUAAAAUCAAACUGUAUUCUUCUCAGUGGUAAUCUAGGCAGAGGGGAACUAGGAGAUGUGAAUUUCUGACAUCAUCAUUGCCUUUAAAUGUGAGCAACUUCUCUCAUUCCCCAUCUCAUGCAGAAGCCCCGCUGUCCCUCAGGGAGUUAUAUUUUUUCGUGGUGAAACCUGGGAACUCAGGGUCUUGCUCUUGUCUUGGAGCAAAACACGUCAGCACCUAAAACAGUAAUUCUGUUUUUUAACAUAAACUCCAUCACUGAAUUCCGGAAAAGACAGAGGUACAGUGAAAGGUGAUGGAACAGCACUUUUCUUUCUCUGUGCUGUUUUAGCCUUCUCCAGAGCUAUCUUUUCCAUGUAUCUCUCUGGGUAUACCAAAGAUCCUUGUGUUAUGUUUUGAGCAGGAAUCAUUUCUAUCUUUUCCAAACCCUUGUUGCAAAGCAUUUGUGAGAAUUUACUACACUUUACCUCCUCUAAAGCUAAAUUUUACCCCUAGCUCAGAUAUUUUAAAACAGGCAUAUGGACAUUGAGAUUACUUUUACCUGCUCCUAAAUGUUAGUAUUUGUCUUGUUAUUAAUCCCUGUGAGCAUCUCAGGAAAAGUUAUUUUUCUUAUCACUAAUUUGUAAUGCACCAUACAUCUCCAUUAAUGUGCAAGUAUGGCAAAGGUAAUAACAAAUAACGUAGUCAACUUCUGAUUCUAUUUUCACCCUUAUGCUUUGUUUGUCCAAUCUCAUUUUAAAUAUUAUAGAUAUCAAAAUUUCUAUUGCUUAUUCCUCACAAGCAGCUACUUUACUGGCAUUUACAUAUAUCUCAGGAAUCUACAUACAUUGCAUCUACUAGAUAUAGAGAUUUUAGAAGAAUAUAAAGAGUAAGAUUUAGAGACAGAUAUAUUUAUUGCAUAUGGCUGGUUAGAACAUACGUGUUUAAUUGUGUGAACAGGGUAUUCUUAGAGAAGCAGUGAUAUUUUUUUCUCUAGCCAAGAAGCUGUGGGCAAUUACAGUGAGAAAGUGUGAAAUAAUUUCCAGAAAAGAGAUUACUAUAAAUAAAUGUAGGAGCUACUGUAUUUUUUUUUUCUUUUAACUGAUUUGUGGUCUAUUUUUCAAAAAGUAUGUGGUGAUUUUUGGUAGUUUAAUCUUGGGUGUUCAAUGCAAGACACUUCAGAAAGCACAUGCUACUGAAAGAUACUGAGCGCAAUAGACCACGUUUCAAAUGUGACCAAACUUGACUUAUACUGAAGGUGAUUUAUUUCUUGUUUUGUUUGUAAGAAACAUUUUUCUACAAGAACAGCUUGUGUAGAAGUUAGCCAUAGUUAUAUGUAGGUGUUUUGUUGCUUUAAUCCUGUUGCAGAGAAAUUGUUAGCUCUACAUGUGCAAUGAAUUCAUGGGGAUAUUAAUUAUUAAAAAACUGCACAAAUCUCUACUAGCCAGCAAGUGACAGUACUCAAUUUCUCUGAAAUAUACAUAUCUCUUCAUAUAUAUCUCUGUCUCUUAAAAAGUGUUAUCUGAUGCAACAAAACUGGUGGAAUAUUUCUUCUCUCUUCUGAGUGAAUGUCACUUUCUGGUGUUACUUGAUUAUUUUUAACUUCACUAUUAUGUAAUAAAAGUUUACAAUGAGAAUA
This is a messenger RNA of Tyto alba (common barn owl), 6436 nucleotides long. It is a transcript of the gene SYK, whose product is annotated as spleen associated tyrosine kinase. Lineage: Eukaryota; Metazoa; Chordata; Aves; Strigiformes; Tytonidae. Gene Ontology annotation, biological process: positive regulation of mast cell degranulation; regulation of platelet aggregation; innate immune response. Bases 2391 to 4301 code for a protein of 636 amino acids. Gene Ontology annotation, cellular component: extrinsic component of cytoplasmic side of plasma membrane; cytoplasm. The record is from RefSeq and is a predicted model, not a curated record. Gene Ontology annotation, molecular function: non-membrane spanning protein tyrosine kinase activity; signaling receptor binding; ATP binding. The transcript has 15 exons.